AUGUCCAGCCCCGCCUGGCUCCCUGCUCGUGGUGGCCCUGCCUUCGCUCCAUCGCGGCCGGCUCCAGCCCGGCCGCUCCGCCUUGCUCCGCGCGCGCCAACUCCAACCGCUGCUCCGAGCCGGCUUCCCCCGCGCCUGCGCAUCUCCGAGCUGAAGCCCCGGCAACACCCUUUCUGCUCCGCGCCGUCCGCGCGGCCCGGCCUGCGCCUCCUCCGCGCCCGUUGCCGCCCGCGUCGGCUGCGCGGCCGCAUCCCGGCCCAGCCGCCUUCCACGACCCGCCCGCCGACUGCUCCACUCCGCGCCAGUGCCGGCUGCUCCGCCCCGCGUCCGUGGCCGCCUGCUGGCUUCGGCCUGCCGCCCGCGCCGGUCACGCUGCUAGCCGGCUUCCGGCCGAGUCCGCCUGUGCGCGCCGCCCCCGCCGGGUCCGCCUGUGGCUGCUGCUCCGCGGCCGUCUCCCGCGUCGCCCCCGCCGGGUGCUGCUGUCGCCGCCUGCUCCACAGCCGGUCGCCGACUGCCUCCCGCGUCGCCUGCAGCGCACUCCGCUCCGCCCUGGCCGUUGCCUCGCGCGCUCCUCCUCCGCAGCCGGUUUCCCCAACCGCCGAGUGCUGGGUUCCCUCUCGAGCCGCCUGCUACCCCAAGAAAGAAAAGAUCUGGCUGGGAAGAAAGGGCCAGGCCAAACCCAGCAAGAAAGCGAAGCUGAAUAAGCCGGUCGACGAUGUCAAUCCAUCUGAACCGGAGCAACAACAACUAGAACUCUCUCAUCCAAUUGCUGGAGAUAUUAUUGAUGACUCGCCACCUCAAGACCAUGAAGCCUCCAUAGACCAUAUGGAGGUUGAACCGGUGAUUUCUAAGCCGCCGAGCCCAGCUAAGCCCGCCGAAGAGAAAACUGACGAUGUUGUGGUCACUGGGUUCGGCUACACAGCACCGGGUAACCCCACCGUCUUAUCGAAGCACAGCGCCAAGGAAGAAAUUUCUGUUGAAGACAAAGGCAAGUGGAAUGUAGACUUGGAGAGCUACACCAAUUUCAGUGCCCAAUAUAUCCACUCUGGUUACUUGAACCGUCUGUACACCAGCCGUGACUUUGAAGCCGGCUUGGACAAUUUGAUGAAUGAACGCUAUGAGGGCGACGAGUAG
This is a messenger RNA of Aegilops tauschii subsp. strangulata, 1134 nucleotides long. The record is from RefSeq and is a predicted model, not a curated record. NCBI's taxonomy places the organism in Eukaryota, Viridiplantae, Streptophyta, Magnoliopsida, Poales, Poaceae.